CGCUCCUCGCGGCGAGGGCUCGGGGCGCUGUGGGGGUGGCGCCAGAAACCGCUUUCUCUUCAGCCCGUGAACUGCUGAAAGAUGUCUGACCAGAACCAAAUUGCUGCCAGAGUUUCACUUAUUGAGCAACUAAUGUCUAAAAGGAAUUUUGAGGAUCUUGGCAACCACCUUACUGAACUUGAAACUGUUCAUGUGACUAAGAAGCAUCUGCAGGAGACACACGUGGUCAGAGUUAUGUACAGAGUCCUCAAAGACUGUCCUGUGGUGGCUUUGAAAAAGAAAGCCAAAGGUUUGCUGUCCAAGUGGAAACCUCUUUAUAAAAAGACUCAUGCCAAACCAACUGACAACUGUGAAUCAUGCCGUAGGAGUGGUAACAAAGAAAAAAAUUCAGGACUUUGUCCUGGACCAAGUCAAGCUGAGAUAUUAGAAAGCUCCAGAUCUGAUUCUCUGCUACCAUCCCAGGAUGCUCCAAAAGCCAACAAAACGAUUGUGCCAAAAAAUAAUGCUGUUCAAGUGGAACCUCUGGGAAGUCAUUUCAGGGGUGGUGAUCCUCAAACCCAUGGCAAAUCAAGUGAGUCACUGGGAGAGCUGCUUUAUGAAGCUUUAUCUAGCUCUUCCACAGCUCCACCAAAAGCUGACAUGUGGCAGACAUUUGCCAGAGAAAUCGAAGAGCACAUUUAUACCCUUUAUUCAGAAAACCCCCAAAAAUACAAAACUCGUAUCAGAAGCAAAGUUGCUAAUUUGAAGAAUCCCAGAAAUUCUCAUUUACAACAAAACUUGCUCUCUGGGACCAUGUCAUCAAGAGAAUUUGCCGAAAUGACUGUUAUGGAAAUGGCAAGCAAGGAACUGAAGCAGUUGAGAGCUUCCUACACAGAAUCUUGUAUACGGGAGCAUCACCUUCCCCGAGUAAAUGACGGCACAGAGACAAAGAACAUAAAAUGCAGACGCUGUGAGAAAUUUAAUUGCAGGGUCACCAUAACAUCCAGAGGAACACUUUUCCUUCCAAGUUGGGUGCGUAGUUCAAACCUAGAUGAAGAAAUGAUGGCCUUUGUGAUUUGUAAUGAAUGUGGGGAGCAGUGGUACCAUAGCAAGUGGGUGUGCUUAUAAUUGCAAAUAAAUGCUCUCCUAACCACAGAUAA
This is a messenger RNA of Choloepus didactylus (southern two-toed sloth), 1139 nucleotides long. RefSeq names its product transcription elongation factor A N-terminal and central domain containing (gene TCEANC). Gene Ontology annotation, biological process: DNA-templated transcription. The record is from RefSeq and is a predicted model, not a curated record. NCBI's taxonomy places the organism in Eukaryota, Metazoa, Chordata, Mammalia, Pilosa, Megalonychidae. Gene Ontology annotation, cellular component: nucleus.